AUCACAAACAAUAUGGCGUCCGCUAGCAAGUAACCUUGCAUAUCUGUGAAUCUCUUUGUUUUACAAGCUAAAAACGGGGGUACUUUAAUAAUUUUCCCUAGCUUCGAGUAAGAAAGAAGAAGCAGGACAUAUAGGAGACGUAGAUUACCACAAUUUUAAACAGGUGUUUUCGCUGAUUUUCAAAAUGGAACACAAGCGUUUGUUAAAAUGUUGUGUCGAGAUUUUAGAUUCGUUUAAUCCAAGGAUUCAUGGUGUUUUAGAACACCUUAAUACCUGCCUGGCAACAAAAACGGAUCUUGGAGAAAGUGAUGAAUCUUUUCUUACAGAAGUGUUUUCUGGAUGCGUGCAGUACACAAAUAUCGUAAAGGUUGUUGUAGAUGCAUUCUUUGCUGAUAUUGGCAAGACUUCCCUUCGUGUUGACAAAAAUGUAUAUACUGUUCUGGUAUAUUUGGCUCUCUACAGACUUGAUGAACUGGGAAUUGCACAUUUUAGAAAAUUUGUCAUGAGCCAUGAAGCCAACAAGAUGCACAAAUUUCUCUCAUUCGUGUUCAAUGAAAGCAACAUAACAACAUGGAUGAAAGAUGAGUGGUGUAAACAUUACGAACACAGUUAUGUUCAAACACAUUUGAUAUCCCCCCUUUUGAGAUGGUUACCAGAGUUAAAUGGUCUAAUCACUGAUUUAAGAGAUAAAUUAGCCAACAAACAGAAGCCCAGAAAAUCAAAACCAGCUACAGAACCAAAGCCAUUUAACCUGACAAAACCUCGACCAAGAAGUGUUCCUAUGCCAGAGAAGAUCCCUAAAUUAAAGAAGUCUAGACAGGUCCCUCAGACUACAUAUCAUGCACCUGUUGAGGAAGAUGUUAUGGCUAAGAUUAGGGAAGAAAAUCGGAAAAGAGCUGAGGAGGAAUUCUUAAGAUCAUCAGCCAGGCAACCUGCGUGUGCAAGUGCUGAGAAAUCUGAUAAAACUAAACGAAGAAUGAGACAAAUUACAGAAGAGGAGAACUCCAAGUUACAGUUCAACAAACCCAAAGCACAAGAGGCGCCGUCAACCACAGGUGGAAACAUUCCGAUCAAGUUAAAUGCAGCAACAAUCAUGAGAGAAGGAGUGCUUUUUCACAAGAAAGAGGAAGAGGAACUGAAAAGACUGUCAGAGUAUGAAAAAGGAGGACGUGAUGCCACUGAGUUCUUAAGAUGGCAAGAAAGUGCCAGAAAGAAAGAUUUGGAAGACAGACUCGCUGAGAUUGAGAAACGAAGAUUGGAGGGAAAGUUAAGCUACGAGGAGGCGAUACUUGCAAGACAAACAAUGAUCAAACAAAACCAACAUCGGGUCAUGGAAAUUAAACAAGAGACACAAGAGAUGAUGCAGAAACAUCUUGAGAGAAAGUCGAAGGAAGGUGAAGAAAUGAGGAAACUCGUCGAGCAAACCACGAUGGAACAUGAAAAUACUAAAGAGGCCCGCAGAAAACUUCAAGAAUACAACCAAAAACUGGUUCAAGACGUCAGCAAGGAGAGUCAAGAACUUAUGCGUAAAGCUUUGGAAGAAGCUGAAGAAGAAAUGAGACAGAGAGUUGCGCUGAUUGCAAAGAUACGAGCCAUAGAGAGUGUACCAGUCAUUCGAUUUAAGCACGUGGAUCUCACAGAAACUUCAGGAGCUGGCCUCCUCAGUGAAAUGUCUGUAGCAGAGCUUCGUGAGAGGUUGGCGUUACUUAAAAUUGCCGAGAAAGAGGCGGAGGAGGAGAAAAGGGACAAUAUAUUGAAGUCCAAAGUGGAAAAAGACCAGUUCCUUAUGGACACUUUAGAAACCAUCGCCAAGCACCGAGCUGAGAUAGGAAACGAAGCAGCCGUGCAGCUGGAAGCAAAGAAGCGACAAAAGAAACCCGAAGUGAAGGAUCCCAAGCUAAAAGAAUUACAAGAACGAUUGGAGGCCAGGAAAGCAGAACGCAAGAAAGAAAGCGAACGUCUAGCGGUGGUUCCGAAGAAGAGCUCAGCACGAAGACAAAAGGCUCUACAGGAAGAGAAGGCGGCACUGGAGAAGAUGAGGUGGAAAGAACUUGAACAAACACGAGAAAAAGCAGCUAAGCUUCGAGGUGAAGGCUUAGCGAGUAGGAAUUCGGCGGGUGUACGGCCUGUAACAACCCUAAGGUGAGAAAAUAAGAGAGAUCAAUGAAUAAAGCAGUAUAGAGCAGUUUUCAGUUUAGUGUCAAAAACCAAGACCAAAGUAAUCCCGGUGACCAAUCAUAACAACGAUUUACAUUAUCAUUGGCUAAUGAGAACUCAAAAUGAAACAGGCAAACUGCAUGAAGCGCGGGAAAACGCAAAUGAUCAAGUGGCGGUUGUUCAUAGUUUUGCAUCCGAUUGGUUGAGAGUAUGGCGCGAGUUCUCUGGGCCAAUCACAAAGCAAAGUUAGAAAAAACAAAAGCAAUCCUGAAUUACUUUCGACACUCAAUUCAAAAUUUCUUAGUCCUCGCUGGUAGCGGGAAACAUUAUUUCGAAAGUCCUCGAAAAGGUCAUGAAAUAUCAUAUCACGCAAGGUUAAUUAGUUUUCAGAAUACGAAUCCUGUUUAAUUACUGCAUAUGAAACAGCUUCGCUCGGUUUAAUUCUUUGCAGAUGAGCAGAUAUGUAAAAUAACUAAGUAUAUAUUUUUGCUUUUUUUUUCAGAAAUCAACGAACCACAACAAAGGUUGCAACCUAGAUAAAACAGUUUUAAAUUAUAUAAGUUACGUAUAUUGAUGUUUGCCUGUCUCCAGAAAGUCACACAAUAAUAAAAAUUUACGUUGGUUGAAACGAAAGAUCUACAGUUCCCUUAUUUCAAUUUUUUUUUGUUUAUUGUUAAUGUAGAAAUGUAGAUUCUCCUUCAUUUAAUUCUGCGCAUUACGAGUUAUACUUUAAUAGUUAAUUAACCUUUCACAAAGGCUACCUCGUGGAGAUCCUUUUUCCCAGCCAUUUUGAGAUCGAAUGACGCAUGGAUGGUUCCAUGAUCAAAUUACUCAUUCGGAAAUCGAAAUCGUUGUUUAUUAGAUGAAAUACUAUUUCAAGUAAUUAACUGUCGUUAAUUAAAUUUUGUUUGUGAUUUUUUUGGUCAUUUUUGUCAAUACAUUGGUUUUGUUUUGCGGGAUAAAAGAUGACUAACCCUAUGUUGGAAAGCAUUAUAAGUCUGAUAACGACGUCACUUUGCUGAGUCUAUCCUGCCUUUGAAGAAACUGAGAAAAUAAAAUUUCUCCUGUUAUCGAGGUUCAUAAGUUUCCUUAUUCUCUAAGACACCUGCAGUCAAUGUCAUUUUCAAACUUUGGACUAACAGGAAAAAAAGCAGCGGCCUAAUUUAGUCGGAGACUUUUGAGCAGGUAGUUGAAUAAAUAGAUAUCUAGAACGACAGAGUCCUGUUAGCAAACGGGCUUUCUGAUGACGCAGUCUCCUUUAAACUAUUUUUAAUUUCUGGCAAAAAAUGAAAUGCAAAAGAUCGGAUGUCACUCCACUUAGCUUGAGGUUUUCAUUUUCGGAAAGUUACUGGCUGAUGCUGAGAUAUUUUUUUGCGUCCUGCACUCAGAGGCAUGAAGAAGUUUUUCAUGCUAUUAAGUGUAAUUAUUACCAUUCCUGACAUCGCUGUUUUGAAAGGUAAUUUUUUUUUGCUUUAUUUUUCCUAAGGAAUAACGGUUUAUUGAAACGCUGAGUUUUCGACCGACGCCACAAAUUCUGCUCUUUAAAGAGUGAAUUUUCAAAAUAGGUUUAAUUUUGAAUGGCGUAUUAAAAUUCAGUGGCAUUAUAUAUUUGCAAUUUAUACACAACUUUCAAUACAUCACUUGCGAUUUUUACGUGAGUUACGGAAAACGUAUCAGCCGAUAGCGUUAAAUUUACCGUAUAUCAAGCAAACGCUCACUAAAGGCACAAUACAAAAAUCAAAUUUAAGUGUAUGCUUAUUUUGAAUGUGGCUUCGUCUAAGCAUGUGAUAGAAUUGGACAGCGUAAUUUCGUAAUUAUAGUAAUUAGAUAGAUAUAUGUAGCUCACAGAAGACUGUUAAAUUAAUAGUAUUUAGAAAAAUAUGCCAGUGGUUGUUGUAGCUCCUGCUAUUUCCGCUCUUUAGUUAGUGAAUUAUUCCGGUUCCCUUGUUUUAGUUCUCAUGGUGUUUAUUCGUGAUACACUUUGGACCGA
Molecule: messenger RNA, 4147 nt
Organism: Pocillopora damicornis (cauliflower coral)
Lineage: Eukaryota; Metazoa; Cnidaria; Anthozoa; Scleractinia; Pocilloporidae
Product: cilia- and flagella-associated protein 99
Source: RefSeq, a predicted model, not a curated record